Messenger RNA from Oppiella nova, 357 nucleotides. The record is from the annotation of a GenBank genome assembly. Lineage: Eukaryota; Metazoa; Arthropoda; Arachnida; Sarcoptiformes; Oppiidae.
CGAUAUUUAAAAUAAUAUUUUGUUUCAGCAAUGACUACAUCUUUGGCUUUAACUGAAAUUAAUGGGAAUCGAUAUGAGAUUAACACCAAAAACGGAAACAUCGCGCAGAGGACAGGACCCACAGCACCGGCUCCUAAGCAAACUCGUGACCAAUGGGGCGGACAAAUAGAGUUCCUGUUGGCCUGUCUCGGCAAUGCUGUCGGACUCGGAAAUUGUUGGCGCUUUCCAUAUCUUUGUUAUAAAAACGGUGGUGUUGCCGUGUAUUAUAAUAUGAUAAUCGCGUGGACUCUCUUCUACUUCGUCGGCUCAUUCUUGGGUCAGGAUUGGCAGCAUUGCGGACAACAUUUCAAUACAUUA